UCAAAUGCCUAGCUGGACGUGGGACGCAAGACGUAAAACUGCCACGUUCAGUGUCGGACAGACGCUUUGAAUGAAUGUUUGAAUAUUGUAUGAUAGUGUUAUUUGUGAAUUUGACAAAUUGACGAAGCCAAACGUGACACCUAGCAUUGGUUUGAAGACACUUCUAACGAUAACUCGAAUAAGAUGACUGAUAUUAUUAAGCACAGGGAUUUAGGAAAUGAUUCGAACUUUAAGCCCUCAGCAAAUGCACAUUUAUCACCUCCAGUUGUUGUAACUACUAAUAUAUACAAUGAUGAAGUAGAUAGUAUUGAUUAUCGUUUCGAAGCAGCUAGACUUCAAAGUUUUGAAAAUUGGCCUGUACCAUUCAUUGAACCUGAAAAACUUGCAGCUGCAGGAUUCUAUUAUACAGGUGAUGAUGAUAAAGUGAAAUGUUUUGAAUGUCAGGUAGAAAUAGGUCAAUGGGUAGAAGGAGAUAUUCCCAUGGUUGAUCAUCAGAGAUGGUCUGCAAGAUGCAGAUUUAUUCGCAAAAUUAAUUGUGGCAAUGUACCAAUCGGAGUAGAUCCCAGUUCAGUUAUACCACCAAGACCUAGAAGUAGGGAUGUAUGUGGUCCCUAUGAUCUUGAAUAUCGACCUACAUCUGGUCCUGAUAAUCAUAAUUUUUCAACGGAAUUACAACUACCAAGUACAGCUAAACUUGGCUGCUUAGGUAUUGGAAGGACUAAGGGACCAGUGCAUCCUCAAUAUGUUAGUUAUGAUGCUAGAUUACGCACAUUUGCAUCAUGGCCAAAAUUUAUGGCACAAACAAAGGAACAACUAGCAAGUGCAGGCUUUUUUUAUACUGGGAGUGGUGAUCAAACUUUAUGUUAUCACUGUGGAGGUGGUUUAAAAGAUUGGGAACCAGAUAAUGAACCUUGGGAACAACAUGCAAGAUGGUUUUCUAAAUGUUGUUAUUUAUUAAUGGUUCAAGGGCAAGAUUAUGUAAAUAAAAUAACAGGCCAGCAUGUAUCUCCACCUUCUAAAGAAGAAACAAUGCAAAUGAAUUUACCUAGUUGUAUUAAAAAAGUACAACCUACAAACGUAGAAAAGAAGGAGGAAACGGGAAGCAAUUCAGAAUCAAAUUCUCAAGAAAAUGAUAUUUCGAAUAUUGCCAACAAUACAAAACCCAUAAAAGAAAGUGUAGACAAUGUAUCAAAUGUGAAAGCACAAAGUAGUAAAUCCAUGGAUGAUGCAAGGAUGUGUAAAAUUUGUUAUAAUGGAGAAUUAGGGGUGGUAUUUUUACCAUGUGGACAUAUGGUUGCGUGUGUAAGAUGUGCUCCUGGCAUGACAACUUGUGCAGUAUGCAGGGAACCUGUUACUAUGACUGUACGAGCCUUUUUCUCAUAGUAUUCCAACAAUCAUAGAUAAAAAUACGUUGCAUACAUAAGUGAUAGAUUUAUGAUGAUUCUGUACUUCGAAUUUUAUUUUUAAUUAUUUUUGCCAAACUGAUUCAAUAUAAACGGCUUAUUAUAUUCCAUCCAACGAGUCAAGUCAAUGCUAAUAAACAAAACAUGUAAAACAUGUGAUUUAGCUAUUGACGAAUUAAUACUAGUCAAUUGUUCAAUUGAUAACAGAAUAUCAAUUUAGCAAUUUAUAUCAGACUAAAAAAGCAUUAAUUAUUUAGGAUUUGCUUUGUAAUUUUAUUUAUUGCGUUAUUUAUAUUCAUUUUUGCUGUAUUCAUUAUCUUAAAGAUAUGAUAUAGCAACUAAAAUAAUAUUAUAAUGUAGCAUUAAAAUAAUCUUCAAAAAAGUGUAAUUAUAAAUUCAGUUUCAAUCGCCUAAAUCAUAUGUAUUUGUUUAUAAAUGACUGACUUAACCUGUUGGAUAAUUUGUACACGUAAAUAUGUCUUUCUCAACUAGCUACUUGAUUAAAAUCAUAUAAAUAUUAGACAACCAUAAACUAUCUUAUUUCAGAGAUUCCAGAUUAAAUAUUUAAUUUUACUUUCAAACAAUCUAAAUAAGGAAAAAAUUCAUAUGGUCGUAAUUAAAAUCUCUAACUUUUUCUAACUAUGGAUGUUAUGAACAUCAAUAUAUUAGUUUAUAAUGUACAAAUACGAGCAUCAAUAUAUUACUUUAUAAUGUACAAUACAUCGCCCAAUUCUCCAUAUCUAUAUUUAAAAAAUUCAUUCUUAACAUAUACGUAUAUUAGGAUUAAAAAAUAUGUAUCAUAUGCAUUUGUAAUAAGUAUUUGGUGUAAGGUUUAGAAAAUAAUAAAGCAAAGUAUAGUACAA
Frieseomelitta varia is the source of this 2266-nucleotide messenger RNA. Its product is annotated as death-associated inhibitor of apoptosis 1-like. The record is from RefSeq and is a predicted model, not a curated record. Gene Ontology annotation, biological process: regulation of cell cycle; negative regulation of apoptotic process; positive regulation of protein ubiquitination. The transcript has 3 exons. Gene Ontology annotation, cellular component: cytoplasm; nucleus. Gene Ontology annotation, molecular function: cysteine-type endopeptidase inhibitor activity involved in apoptotic process; ubiquitin protein ligase activity. Lineage: Eukaryota; Metazoa; Arthropoda; Insecta; Hymenoptera; Apidae. The coding region runs from base 184 to 1383 and encodes 399 amino acids.